Balaenoptera musculus (blue whale) is the source of this 4352-nucleotide messenger RNA. RefSeq names its product ribosomal protein S6 kinase A5 (gene RPS6KA5). NCBI's taxonomy places the organism in Eukaryota, Metazoa, Chordata, Mammalia, Artiodactyla, Balaenopteridae. Gene Ontology annotation, molecular function: protein serine/threonine kinase activity; magnesium ion binding; ATP binding. Gene Ontology annotation, biological process: regulation of DNA-templated transcription; protein phosphorylation; intracellular signal transduction. The record is from RefSeq and is a predicted model, not a curated record.
CCAAUGGGAGCCGGCGCUGACAGAUGCGCGCGCCCUGUGCCCAAUAAGCGAUGGCGGCUCGAAUGGCUCCUCUACCUUGCUGGCUGUGGGCGGAGCAGCUUGACGGAGGAGGCGGCGGAGCAGGGGGUGGUUUGGUUGCGCGGUACUAGCGGAGCCCGCCGAAGGGGGAGGAGGCGGAGGAGCUAGCCGUGCGGCCAGAGCGGGAAAGCUACUCGUCUCGGCGUCCGAGUUCUGGAGCCGCCGCACCCCGGCUUCUGGGGCUGCAGCGGGAGCUGUGAGGGCCCGGGCGUCCGCUGUCUCCCGGGUCCCCUCGGAGGACCCCGCGGGAUCGGGAAAGGGAGAAGAUGGAGGAGGAGGGCGGCAGCGGCGGUGGCGGCGCCACAGGGACCAGCAGGGACAGCGGCGCCGGGGGAGAGCAGCUCCUCACUGUCAAGCACGAGCUGCGGACGGCUAAUUUAACAGGACAUGCAGAGAAGGUGGGGAUUGAAAAUUUCGAGCUCCUAAAGGUCCUAGGAACUGGAGCUUAUGGAAAAGUGUUUCUGGUUCGUAAAAUAAGUGGUCAUGAUGCUGGAAAGCUGUAUGCCAUGAAAGUUUUGAAAAAGGCAACAAUAGUUCAAAAGGCCAAAACCACCGAACACACGAGGACAGAACGACAGGUCUUGGAGCACAUCAGGCAGUCGCCGUUUUUGGUGACCUUGCACUACGCUUUCCAGACAGAAACCAAGCUUCAUCUCAUUUUAGAUUAUAUAAAUGGUGGAGAACUUUUUACUCAUCUUUCUCAAAGAGAGCGUUUCACAGAGCACGAGGUGCAGAUCUAUGUUGGAGAGAUCGUGCUUGCCCUCGAACAUCUCCACAAGUUGGGGAUUAUAUACCGUGACAUUAAGCUUGAGAAUAUUCUACUUGAUUCUAAUGGCCAUGUGGUGCUGACAGAUUUUGGUCUGAGUAAGGAGUUUGUGGCUGAUGAAGCUGAAAGAGCAUAUUCCUUUUGUGGAACUAUUGAAUACAUGGCACCAGAUAUUGUCAGAGGGGGAGAUUCAGGACAUGACAAGGCAGUUGACUGGUGGAGUUUAGGUGUUCUAAUGUAUGAAUUACUAACUGGAGCAUCUCCUUUCACUGUUGAUGGAGAGAAGAAUUCCCAAGCUGAGAUAUCUAGGAGAAUAUUAAAAAGCGAGCCUCCGUAUCCCCAAGAAAUGAGUGCUGUAGCCAAAGACCUAAUUCAGCGUCUCUUGAUGAAAGAGCCCAAGAAAAGACUGGGAUGUGGUCCACGUGAUGCAGAUGAAAUCAAAGAACAUCUCUUUUUUCAGAAAAUAAAUUGGGAUGAUUUAGCUGCCAAAAAAGUGCCCGCGCCCUUUAAGCCAGUCAUCCGAGAUGAAUUAGAUGUGAGUAACUUUGCAGAAGAGUUCACAGAAAUGGACCCCACCUACUCUCCCGCAGCACUGCCCCAGAGCUCCGAGAGGCUGUUUCAGGGCUAUUCCUUUGUUGCUCCUUCUAUUCUCUUCAAGCGUAAUGCAGCCGUCAUAGACCCUCUUCAGUUUCACAUGGGAGUCGAUCGUCCCGGAGUGACGAAUGUGGCAAGGAGUGCAAUGAUGAAGGACUCUCCAUUCUAUCAACACUAUGACCUAGAUCUGAAGGACAAACCACUGGGAGAAGGAAGUUUUUCAAUCUGUCGAAAGUGCAUACACAAAAAAAGUAACCAAGCAUUUGCAGUCAAAAUAAUCAGCAAAAGGUUGGAAGCCAAUACUCAGAAAGAAAUAACAGCUCUGAAACCUGUGAGACACCCCAAUAUCGUGAAAUUACAUGAAGUUUUUCAUGAUCAGCUUCACACGUUUCUAGUGAUGGAACUUCUGAACGGGGGAGAGCUAUUUGAACGCAUUAAGAGAAAGAAACACUUCAGUGAGACAGAAGCCAGCUACAUCAUGCGGAAGCUUGUUUCAGCUGUAAGCCAUAUGCAUGAUGUUGGAGUGGUACAUAGAGAUUUGAAACCCGAGAAUUUAUUGUUCACUGAUGAAACUGACAAUUUGGAAAUUAAAGUAAUUGAUUUCGGGUUUGCACGCUUAAAGCCACCCGAUAAUCAGCCUCUGAAGACGCCGUGCUUCACUCUUCACUACGCCGCCCCAGAGCUCUUGAAUCACAAUGGCUACGAUGUAUCCUGUGACCUCUGGAGUGGUGUCAUUUUGUAUACAAUGUUGUCAGGGCAAGUUCCAUUCCAAUCUCAUGACAAAAGUUUGACGUGCACCAGUGCGGUAGAAAUCAUGAAGAAAAUUAAAAAGGGAGAUUUCUCCUUUGAAGGAGAAGCCUGGAAGAAUGUAUCCCAAGAGGCUAAAGAUUUGAUCCAAGGACUUCUCACAGUCGAUCCAAAUAAAAGGCUUAAAAUGUCUGGCUUGAGAUACAAUGAAUGGCUUCAAGAUGGCAGUCAGCUAUCCUCAAAUCCUCUGAUGACUCCAGACAUUCUAGGGUCUUCAGGAGCUGCUGUGCACACCUGUGUGAAAGCAACCUUCCAUGCCUUUAACAAAUACAAGAGAGAGGGGUUUUGCCUUCAGAAUGUUGAUAAGGCCCCUUUGGCGAAGAGAAGGAAAAUGAAGAAGACCAGCACCAGUACCGAGACGCGCAGCAGCUCCAGUGAAAGCUCUCACUCUUCUUCCUCCCAUUCUCAUGGCAAAAGGACACCCACAAAGACAUUGCAGCCCAGCAAUCCUGCCGACAGCAAUAACCCAGAGACCCUCUUUCCAGUUCUCAGACUGAGUAGCAUAGGAACGGUAGCAGCAUAACGGAUGGUCCAUUGUCCCUUCAGCUCCCUCGUCGUGCGCCUGCGGCCAGGUUCUGUGCUUUGAAAAACGUGUCCCAUCGGUCUCCUUGGAAUCUGCCUCGCAGGGAAUUUUUUCAGGAAAACCCGAUUGGUUAUCCUCAUCCAAAAGCACUGGACAGAGAAUGUUACUGUGAAUAGACCACAUGUCAUACUGUUUAGUGACCUAGCAUGGUGCCAACAGGACUGUUUCUGAAAGAGCAAAGAUGUCUGUCAAUUUAAUUAGGGACUGGUGAGAUUUGAGCUGCUGACAAAGUAAGUCACAGGUUCUUCAGAUGUCUGCCAGCAAGAGUUCCUCGUACUGUGAUGAUACCUUUUGCUUCGCCUUGUGGGCAUCGUGGGCUUUUAAGAGACUUGCACCCUUUGAACAGUGAUGUAUCAGCAAAAAAGGUCUGUUUUGAAAAAGAGUCUGUAAUGAAUUUUACGUGUGGCAUAAACUUAUUUCUUCAGAGAGGAUUUUAACUUAUUGUUUUUAUUUUAUGGUUACCUAUGACGAUAACCUGCUAUUAUUAAUCUUUUUCUAAAAAGUAAAAAAAAAAAGAUAUAAGAACUUCAGGUCCCACGCUCUAUAUAGGGGACCCAUCUGAGAUGCAUGCUAAGCUACGUAUGUUUUUAAUUUUGCACUGCUCUUUCCUGGCAAUUUGUUUUAAUGGUUAUUGCAAAAUAUUAAGGUACAUGUCUCUGUUUUAAGUAAUGUUGCACUUUAUAAAAGAAUAUGAAUAAAGCAAGCUAUUUCAUAAAGUGCACUCUUUAAAGCAUAUGUACUGUAUUUUUGCCUUUUUUCCCCCCCCAUUAUCUACUUUAAAUUUGCCCUCACAUCCCCCUUCCACUUUGGAUGCAACAAGUAGAAGGGGCCUUGUAUAACGUAAUCAUUAGCCCCAGAGGCACUGAUGUGAGGAACACCUAAAGGGAAAUUCUAUUAAACACUGUGCUUAUUUGUACACUGUGCUGUGCUGCAGUGAGGCUUUUCCUCCUGUAGUCAGAUAUUAUGUACAUAAUACUUUAGAAUUAUAACUACGACUUGUUUUGAAAUUUUUCUGUUAAAUUUAAAUCCAGAAAGCAUAUUUUAUAAACUUAUGCAGAGCACUUUUAUUGCUCAAAAGUUCUGAAUUCAUACCGAAAACAAGUGCUGUGUGCUGAAGACAUUUCACUGAAUGAUUGCUGCAUUUUAAAAUAUGAUUAAUUCAUCCCCUAUGCAAAAAAAGAAGUGAUAGGAUUUGUAUGUUGUAUUUUCUUUUAAAGCCAUCAUCACACGAAAUGUCAGGACUGAGAAAAGCGAUUUUUUGCGAUGUUUACAGGAAUCAUGCUUAAGAAGGCCCAACAUGUUUAUUUUGUAGUUUUUGUUAAUGAUAACCUCUUGAGCAUUAGUUUGGAAUUGGGCAUGAUAUUUAUUUAUUCCUUUCUUGAGAUAAUAGCAGCAUUAAUUUCAACCAGUUAUGAAUACUAAAAAUAUUGCACUCUAUGUAAUAGUAUAUUUAUUACUGAACCAAUGUAUAUAUUAAUAGCACAGGCAACAAAAAUGGCAAAUAUUAAACUAUUUUCAAAAUGU